GCUUCGACCACCCGUCCGCGAACGCGGACACGCGUCGUCCGUAGUUGAUUCAUCUCCUUCUACUUCUUCCACCCCCCUCCUCUCCUUCUCAUCCGAUCUUGAUUAUACGGUGGAAUUGGGGGGAGCGAGAAGACGAACACAGGGGUUCUCGGUCGCGAUCCUCAUAUCGCUCAAGAAGCUCAUCAUGUCAGAAAUGGAUGCCAAAGAACAUUUGAACCAAAGUGAGGAGACUGCCAUGCCAUCUUCUCAACAAGAGGAGGAAGCAAUCAAGAAAAAGUACGGAGGAAUUGUACCCAAAAAGCCACCCCUCAUAUCCAAGGAUCAUGAACGUGCUUACUUUGAUUCAGCCGAUUGGGCUUUAGGAAAGCAGGGAGGACAUGCUCACAAGCCCAAAGGUCCCCUUGAGGCACUCCGUCCAAAGUUGCAGCCCACACAGCAGCAAGCACGUUCUCGCCGCUCGGUGUAUGCAUCUACUGAAAAUGAAGCUGUAGAUGGGGGCAACGCUGCUUCUGAGGAUAUGAGUGAUGAUAACAGUAACAACGAUCAGUGCAUUUGAUGGUGCUUGCUAAAGAUAUCCUGGCUUAGUAGUUUAUGUUCUCGUCUAUGAGGGAUGUCUAGUUUUCACGGUUUAGUACUGAGGGAGCUUUCCUAUUUGAUAUGUGAGAGGUUCUGCGACGUUAGUUGCAGCCUGCACUCAUCCAACUGGAGUUUGUAGUAGUUUGUGAAUUUGAUACAAAUGUAGCCUACAAUGCUUUGUAAUUUCACAGAACAUGCGCUGUUUUCAAUAUUAUUAUAAGUGAAAAUUUGCUGUUUAUGGUAAA
Molecule: messenger RNA, 821 nt
Organism: Musa acuminata subsp. malaccensis (wild Malaysian banana)
Lineage: Eukaryota; Viridiplantae; Streptophyta; Magnoliopsida; Zingiberales; Musaceae
Cellular component (GO): cytoplasm
Molecular function (GO): protein phosphatase inhibitor activity
Source: RefSeq, a predicted model, not a curated record